AUGAUCAGCCGUCUUCUCUCACAACUGCAGGUUUGUCAAAAUGAAGAGAAGAACCAUUCCACAGAAGAACUUAGCAAGUCUGAAAUCCAGGAGGAGCUGAAAAAGGCUAAUAGCCUUCCUAGUUUGACUCCUGGAACUAAAACAGCAGAUAAAGACAAGCAACCCCGAGAAGAAUCUAAACCCUCUACCUUCCAAGAUGAACCCAACAGAUGUGAAACGGAUUUACAGAACGCAAAUACCUUUCCAGAGGACACGCAGCCAUGGCAUCCGAAAAUUGAAGAGCCUAUCUGUUCUACAACUAGAAUAAAAGAGGAUUCUGUAAAUAAAGAUGAUGCCAUCUUAAAUAGUAUUGGGAAAGAUAUCUCACAGGAUCUGCAAGGAGUCCGGAAACGGUCUGCAGAUGCGCGAAAGCAGAUGCAACGGAAGUCAGAAGCACCUGCAGUCACUUAUGCCACAUAUCGAGGUUCUGCAAGGAUUAGGCAGCUACUGAAGAAUCAGUCAGAAAUGGCUGAAAAAGGAGAAGAAAAUACUGAGAACAGAAACGUUUCAAUGGUGAAAGAAAAUGGAGAUAUCCAAACAACUGUCUCUCCAAAAUCAGGACACUUCAUAAAAGAAAAUGGAGAAGAUGAGGGUAAAGAUCACAAAGAUGAUGUCACAGUAAAUUCUUCUGCGGUUAAAAUGGGAACAAAAAAGUCUGAUAAAGAUCGGCAUUGCUUGGGUAGCAGUAAACAUGAAAUAACUACAAAGACCACAACUUCAUCUCAUGAAUCAUCUCAUGAGAUAGACUUAAAACAUACACCUGCUUUAGCUGCAACGAAAGUUAAAAGGACAUACUCAUUAGAUUCAUUACUAUCAUCUAGUGGUAGAAACGGUGAGAUCCUAACCAGUUCCACUUCCCAGAUUGCUAGUUCCCUUAACAUGAGUUCUGCAAGUGAUUUGAUUGGAAAAGAAGUUGGACUGCUGGGAGAAGCAGAAGCUCAGCUUCAGGCAGACAAAAAUGUCACUUCUAAAUGUGAUAAAGAAAAUCAGUGUAGUAAAGAAGCUAAUACGGACUCCACAAAAGAAAUGCAGGAUGAUUGUUUACAUUCACCCAAAUUAAAAAAUGAGACAGUUGAUGAAGAACUGCAAGUGAGUGAGGGAGAAUAUUGCUGUAAUCAUCAAUUGGAUAGUCACUCGGAGCUAACAUCAGAUGUCCAGAUGCUUCAUGCCAGUACCACUACAUUUCAGCAGCAAGCAGAUCAGCAUGCAGGUGGUGCAAAUAAAGAUAGUGAUACAAGAAAAAAUGAUACAUGGAAAAUUGUGGCAGCUAUAGAAAGACAGCAAAAUCCACAGAACUUUCUUGCUACUGUUCUGCCUUUUAAUGAACAAAUACCCCCUUCUCUUAGCAUGGAGCCCAAAGGAGAAAAAUGCAUAGCCACAGGUAAUCUAACUACUUCAGUAUCAUCUAUUAAAAAUGAUGAAGACAUAGUCAUGGACAGAGGGACUUGUAAUGAAGAACUGAGUGAGUUAGGGAAACCGAUACACAUACAAAAUGAUUACAAAUUAAUCCAUGUGGAGAAUUCUAAAGAUAGUGCCACACAGCAGUCUGGUUUACCUUGUCUGGAAACUGGGGGUGUGGAAACAAUGGAGGUUUCAUCUGAGGUUGCAGUGGAAAACCUUGCCAAUGUAUUGUCAUGCAUACAUGGGUGUGAAAGUGUGAAAUUUAACUUCGAUGAGCUGACAGCCCCUCUCUCUCUUACUUACGAGUCUUCUUUUGAAACUGGAGGCUAUUGCUCAGCUUCUCUUCAUCCUAGCUGCAAGUCCAAAAAUAAAACUACAGGAAAAAGAGAAAGCAGUUUAAAAGAUGUGAGAGAGGCUGUUUCUCAUCCUGAUCUUGAGUAUGACAAGAGCAAAUCCUGUGAGCCUGUAGAAAUGAGCCUCUCGGAAAACUCGGUUCCUGCCCACGACCAUGGUCCCGUUUGCCUUGAAACUGUUCAAGACAUUCCUGCCAAGGGAUUAGUUAUACUUGCAGAAGAUAACACAGCAAAGCCUGCACCUUGCCCUUUAAUCACUGUUGACAGGACAGACGAUUGUACUCCAGCUGCUUCUAAAAUCGACAAGGCUAGUAUGACUGAGGUUGCUCUUGUUCCUUCCGAGUGUAAAGAUUGCAUCUCUGAACUUUCCACUUCUAUUUCUAAGUCACAAGAAAAAAACCUGGAGGUUUCUUACUCUGCCUUGAGGUAUGGAGGAAGAUGUUUGACCAGCAAUUCUACUUUCAUCUGUGACAAAAACAUUGAUGUAGACAUCACUUCUGAAUCUCCACCCAUUUCUGAAGAUAGGCCUAUUAAUUUUUCUUCUGAGAAGGAAAACAGUAAGAAGUCUAGGAUAUCACCCACAGUCCUUGACUCGUCCUCUGACAAUCAAGGAAAAAUGCCUUCUCCUGCCACUAACUCUGAAAAUGGCCAGAUUGCUAGAUUGUCUGCUGCUUCUGACCAGGACAGUUUUAUUCUUCCAGCUGCUGAGCCUACGAGAAUAAUCCCUGAGGACAGAAUGACAGGGUUGCCGUUUUGCUCAGGAGACAUGAGAGCUUCAUGCCCGGCUGGUUCUCUGGAACCUGAGCUUACGUCAGCUACGCUUGAUUGCUCUACUGCUGGAGUAGAUGUAGGGGGUAUUUGCAUCCCCAGCCACUCUUCACCUACUCUGGGAUCCAGAGAAGCCUCCAACCUUUCCGUUUCUGCCUUGGAAAGACUGGGCGUUCCUCAGGGGAACAGUAAUUCCUCCAGUCACAGAGCUGGCAUGGCAGAGGCAAGGCUGUCACCCGUCUGUCCUUGGAAAUCUUUGGAAGUGACAUCUGAGUCAGCCCGUACUGAGAGCAUGUGGAGAAAUGCUGUGGGAGAGGUGAGUCUUGGUAACCAUGCUGCUGCUGUCUCAGAAGCCCCUUCUGCGACAACGGAUCAAACAGCUGCUGCACCUGCAGAGUCAAAUGAGUGCUGUUCUGAGGAAGUACAGAAAGAUACAGAUGUGAAGGGACAAGAAAGUGCUAAAUUCCAAGAAGCUGUUUUGUUUAAAAAAGCUGAGGAAAUAGCGGACUCAGUUUUACACUUGGCCAUAGAAGAAAUAAUAGCAAAACAAGCCGUCUGUGUCUGCCAGCUUUGUGGGAGCAAGGGUGGUUUAAUAAAUACGGAUAUUCUAAAUGAUCAGAAAGCUGGAACUGUGCAGCUGGAGGCAGAAGAAAUCCAGUCAGCUGUGCAGUCAUUAAAACAUUUUAAUGAGAGCAGUGAAGGAGGCUCAUCUUCAUUUACAGGAAACGCAGCAGUGGAUACAAAUAAUCAAGAUAAAAAGAUAUUAUCUUGCAUCCCUGAUAAAAAUGACCUACAUAGUGCACUAACACUAAAAGCAAAAGAAAUAAUUGAUGAAGUCAUUAACUCAGCCAAACAAAAACUGUUAUCCAAUCAGUGGCAAGGCAGUGAGAGUAAAAGGCCUUCCGAAAAGAUUGAGCCUAAGGCUGAAAGCCCAAAUAUUUUGAAGCUGGAUAUGAAGUUAACUGCCAAAACACAGGAACCGACAGAGAAGGCAGAAACUCAGCGUGUAACUGUAAACUGCACAAAAGCAGAUUGCUCAGGUCCUCCUUUACUUCCAAAUAGUAUGGAAAAUGGCAUGGAUUGGUCCCAAAGUGGUGAAAAUAUACCAAAUAAUGCAUUUACAUGUCAAAUAAAUGGAUUACUACCCACUGGUGUUUCAGCAGGGCCAGAAUCAGAUCUUAUGAUACCAGCCAAAGAGAGACAGGAUAGAAAGGUGUGUGAACAUCUGGCUGCAGCAGAGUUGUGUGGCAAAGCUGGAGUAUCAACCGCUAGUAGAAUAUCUGAUGGAUCUUUACAUUUAAUACGUAGAGAUGCUACUGUGACUGAAGAGAUGCUUCUGUCCUUGCAGUUAAAAGAUUCAUGCAAUAAUACGAGUGUGCCACAGUGCACAUUGCUGCCAACUGUAAAUGUUAAUUUGUCGUCUUUUACGCCUGAAGAAGAGUGUAUCAGCGUGCAGAGUGAAUCCAAAGACAAAAGCAGUCCUCAGGGUUCUGUAGAAAGCAGUGCAGAGGACAGUCCGUAUGAACCCUGCGGAAGAGAGGCUGCAGAAGAAGUACCUGCACAAGUAAAAGCAGCCUUAGAAGAUUCAAAGGCAGUGGAGAGUGAAGAGGAACUAGCAGAAGGAGCAAGCGAGAUAGCAGAGUUUAAUACUGAAUUAAAUAUACAGUUCGCUGUACCUGAAUUGUCUGUUAUUGGAGAGAGCAGUGAAGGGAAAAACUGCUUCAGCUCAGUCUUUGCCCAAAAUAAUGAGAAUCUGCAGCAAGUACAAAUGAAGGCUCAAGACAUGAAGAGAAGUGAUCAGCUUGAACAAAAUAUUCUGGACUGUGAUGAUGACAUGAAGGAAUCAACUAAUCUUUUGGCCUUUUCUCCACUGAUUGAACAGUGGGAAAACAGUUCUUUUACUAUCAUUUACGAAGGUGCCCUUAAAACUGAGAGCAAAUAUGUCUCAACUGAUGAUACGCAAACUGAUCCGCUUUCUUCUUCUGUUCUGCCUUUGGGUAGUGUAGAUCAUCUAAUGUGUGAAAGAGCAAAGAAUAAACAUGAGCCACCCUGUCUUUAUGGGAAGGAUAACCAACUGAAUGAAGCAACAGAUAGCUGUAGUUCAGAGUCAUUUCUGAAUGUGGAGGCCAAGCGCUAUAGAGUAUAUCCUUUCUCUUUGUCUCCAAUAUAUGAAGAUGACAGCUCCCAAGAAGAUUUACUUUCCACAGACGUGUCGCCAGAAGGCCAUCCUAGUGGAAUAUCUAAAGAGAGCACUGAUCACGCUUCUGUGUUGUCCCUUCUCCAGUCAGUUUCUGAGCGCUUACAGUUUACUACUCAGUUUAGUAAAGAGGAUGAGGAGGAAGGAAUGGAGGAGGAGGAAGAAUCAUCAUAUCAAGAAAAUACACUUGAUGUUGAGAGGGAAGACAACUGUCUUUCCAGUCAGUGGAGAGGCAAUUUGAAAACAACUCUUCAAUCAAAUGACCAGAAUAGAUCUUUGUUUCCUGAACAAUCACCUCUUCUUUCAAAAGAACAGCUUGACUCUAAGGAGCAACCAGAACUGUUUCCAGAUGUGGCUUCUCCCAGUCAAACACCUUGUAAGCCAGUUUCACAGACAGCUGAUGCUGCUUUAAAGUGUCCUCCUACAAGUGCAUACUACCAGUAUUGGAAAUCGGCCAGCAAUUGCUCCUCUGAGAAAGGGCCCAGGUUUGGAAGCAUUCUCCAGGAUAUGUUGCAGCCGAAGAUUCAUUGGUUUCAAGACAACACCAUGCCAAAACUGGGAGAAUUGUCAGCGAUUGUUAUUUAUGAUAUUUAUGGCGACAAAAGGAAACAAGAAGUUCAUUCUGAUGUGCUAGAUACCACGUCCUGGGUCUUUCCCGUUGGAGCAUUACUUAGGAUAAUUAGAGGAUGUUGGAUUUUUUAUGAGAAACCAAAGUUCCAGGGUCGGAAAUAUGUACUAGAAGAAGGAGAGACUGUGCUGGAUCACCUUUGGGAUCUUCCGGGAGUGAAACAUCGUCGAAGAAACCUGACAGUUGGUUCAAUCAAACAUGUAACAAAGGACUGUGGCGUUCCAGAGAUAGAGUUCUGCCUGGGAGCCAGCACAGAGGGACUUCCUAUCUGCAUACAGAGAGCAGUUGCCAAUUUGGAAGAACUGGAUGUCGAGAAAAACCCUUACAUAAGUGUCAAAUCAGGAGUGUGGCUUGCUUAUUCAGACUUUAAUUACAAGGGAGAGAUGAAGGUUUUGGAAGAAAGCCAUUCACCAUCUGAAAUUCCUUCAGCAGAUGUGAAAUCUCUGCGUCCCUUAAAAAUGGGUGGACUAAAGGUACAAAUGCCGAUGAAUGUCAAGCUAAUAAUAUAUGAGAAAACCCACUUUGAGGGAUGGUCCAAAGAGUUUUCAGAAAACAUCAGUUCUGUCCCAGCUCUUUUUGGUAGUGAAGAGGAGUUUCAGGAAAUCAGAUCAAUACGUGUCAUUGGUGGAGUGUGGGUUGCCUACAAUAAGGAACGCUACAAAGGCCAUCAGUACUUGCUGGAGGAGGGAGAUUAUGAAGACAGACACUCAUGGGGGGGAACUGACGGUGUCCUGUCUUUCCGGUUCCUUCAGGCUGAUUUCAUAGAGUCAUCAGUGACACUUUUUCAGUCUGAUGAUGAAGAUGGGAAAGCGUUAGACAUCAUCAAUGAAGAAAUCCCUGAUUUGGAACAAGCUGGAUUUGGCCCAGAGACAAGGUCGAUUCUUGUGAAAAGUGGAGUGUGGGUCGCAUAUCAGCAGAAAUAUUUCUGUGGAGAACAAUAUGUAUUGGAGAAAGGAAAAUAUAAAUGUUUCUUUGACUGGGGAGGAUCUAGUAAAAUCAUCAUGUCAAUUCGACCAGUUAAGUUGGAACCACUUGGAACAAAUGAGCCUCCACAUUUGCUCAAAGCUUUCAGUAAUACACAUUUCCAAGGAGCAUGUAUAGAUUUCACAGCAGAAGUUUCUGAUUUUACAUCAUUCAUACCAUGUUCUUUUAAGGUUCUUCGGGGAUGUUGGCUCCUGUAUUACCAAGGGGAAAUCGCUGACAAUCAUUGUGUGCUGGAGGAAGGCCUCUACGUUGACCUCAGUUCCUGUGGCUGCCCGACUGCUACAAUUAAAUCCCUCAAGCCUAUUCAAUACGUCUUUGCUGAGCCCUCCAUAAGUCUGUUCGCUCUGGAAUGCUGCAAGGGCAGAGAGCUGCACUUCAGUGAACCCAUCAAUUCUGUUUUGAAUGAGGACCUUCAUUUUUACACUCAGUCUGUAUGGGUGAGAAGUGGAUUGUGGAUUGCAUAUGAAGGAUGUAAUUUUUUAGGAAAGCAGAUUCUGCUGGAGCCCAGUGAGAUUUCAAACUGGAAUGAACACAGUGGCUGGAAAGGGAGCAGCUCCCUUCGUCCUGUGAAGCAGCCAGCAGUGUACCUCAGAGUGAAGAACCGAGCCCAAGGUAAAUAUUUGACAGUCGCUGGAAGCCUUGCAGAUGUAAGAGCAACAUCGGUGUGCGCGUCCCCAUACAAUGGCAAGAAUACCCAGAUCUGGCACUACUGUCGUGGGGUCUUCAAAUCCAAGGCUAACAACGCCUGUCUGGAUGUGAUUGGCGGCAGAGAUGUGCCUGGGGCCAAAGUCGCGCUCUGGGCAGAACAUGGGAAGGACAGGCAAAAGUGGAGACUGAAUGAGGAUGGAACCAUCAGUUCAUACCUCAGUGACCAACUGGUGCUUGAUAUUAAAGGAGGAAAUUAUUAUGACAAGAAUCACAUCAUUAUGAAUCAGCUGAUAGACGACAAACAGUCACAAAAAUGGGAUAUUGAAAUAUUGUGAGUAAAACCCACCACACAGAUGGACCUU
Molecule: messenger RNA, 7380 nt
Organism: Opisthocomus hoazin
Lineage: Eukaryota; Metazoa; Chordata; Aves; Opisthocomiformes; Opisthocomidae
Source: RefSeq, a predicted model, not a curated record